This is a messenger RNA of Pelodiscus sinensis (Chinese soft-shelled turtle), 1639 nucleotides long. Lineage: Eukaryota; Metazoa; Chordata; Testudines; Trionychidae. The record is from RefSeq and is a predicted model, not a curated record.
CUAGGAUUUUCAGUUUCUGACAUGGUCAAGAUCAAACAACAUUUAGAGAUCUGCAGUGUUCAACAAUCUCUUAUUCAUGCAACGGAGUGUCUUCAUUUUAUGUUGCAGGGCCGUAUUUAAAACUGCAAGCUUGGUAUUGUUUAUAUAUGGACUCUCAUAUGUUACUAUGUGGGCAACCUGUUGUAACUGGUUUUGUCUGGAUGGACAACCUGAGGAGAUGCAGCAGAGGCCGCAGCAGGGUGCCAGACCCCAGGCAUAUUCCAACCCUGGUUACAGCUCCUACCCUUCUCCUACAGCUUCUGAACAGAACUGCAAGGCGUGCGGGGUGCACUUUGAAAAUUCCUCCAGGAAGCACAUCUGCUUUGACUGUAAAAAGAAUUUCUGCACUUCCUGUUCAAGCCAGCCUGAAAACAGUCCCCUUCUCUGCCAUCUCUGCCAGCGGUUUCAGGCAACAGCGUUUCAGCGGGAGGAGUUGAUAAAGAUGAAGGUGAAGGAUCUCCGAGACUAUUUGGCACUCCACGAGGUUUCCACCGAGAUGUGCCGCGAAAAGGAAGACCUGGUGUUUCUGAUUCUUGGCCAGCAGCCUGUUAUCACCCAAGAGGAUAGAAUACGAAUCUCACCAUUAAACUCUGGCACAUCUGGACAGCAAAGCUUCACUGUUCUGCCGCAGACCAGCACAGCAUCUUCUACCUCACAUGAUUCCUCUCCAGUGUCUGCAGACUCUGUCUUGAGUCCUGUAACUCAGGAACAUCAACAGGCAAAUGGGCAUGUGCCUCCAAGCCAAGACGAAAUGACAGGGAUUGAAAAUGCAGCAGAAGCACCAACAGAGGAGGAGACGCAGUCUGUUGAUUCAGAGGAUAACCUAGUGCAGGGGCGGAGGGCCUCUCUUUCUGACCUAACGAGUGUUGGAGACAUUGAUGCGCUGUCUGUGCGACAGCUGAAGGAAAUCCUUGCUCGCAACUUUGUCAACUACAAAGGCUGCUGUGAGAAGUGGGAGCUGAUGGAGAGGGUGACCCGUCUUUAUAAAGAGAAAGACCAUCAACAUCUGGUUUCUGACACGGACGAUCAAAAUGGCAAUGCUGGGCUCCCUCGCACGGAAGAGAAUCUCUGCAAAAUCUGCAUGGAUUCACCCAUCGACUGUGUCCUGUUAGAAUGUGGCCACAUGGUCACCUGCACCAAGUGUGGAAAGCGGAUGAGUGAGUGUCCCAUAUGCAGGCAGUAUGUGAUAAGAGCUGUCCAUGUCUUUAAGUCCUGAGUGAGCAUGAGGAAGCCCUGUGUUACCUUAAAGCCUCAUCUGCUGUUAGAGAUGAUCAGAAUCUCUACUGCUGGGCCAGAGACUGGCACGUAGGACCUCACAUGAACCCUGGAGCUCGUGGGCAAGACAAAAGAAGGAAACUUGUAGACUUGUUCUGAUUCGAGCCAUUGACUGGCUGUGCCCUUCACACCACAGUGCUUUACCCUGCAGUGCCUAGGCGCCCGGGCGCCUGCUGUCAGUAGCAGACAGAAAUACCCAGGAGCUUGCAGUCUGGGCUAGCUUGGGCAGCUGGUGAGGGGACAAAGAAUCGCUUGACUUUCCCAAACUAACACCAGAUUCUGAGGCUUGUUAUUUCCUCCGCAAUAAUAAAUGAGGUGGACUGAG